Molecule: messenger RNA, 759 nt
Organism: Cladophialophora yegresii CBS 114405
Lineage: Eukaryota; Fungi; Ascomycota; Eurotiomycetes; Chaetothyriales; Herpotrichiellaceae
Exons: 1
Coding region: 1-759 (252 amino acids)
Source: RefSeq, a predicted model, not a curated record
AUGUCUCUCUCUCGAGCCUUCACGAAGCGCGUCCGACGCAAUGUCGAGCAACAGGCACCGAUGAUGCGUAGCACAACCGUCAAAUACGCUCCUGGCACCAUCAACCGCAGCCUCAUCUCUUUGCCAACUGAGCUGAUCUCGACAACCAACGUUCAGGCGUUGACGGCGCCUGACAUUCGGAGCACCUCGGGGUCGUCAUCAGAGUCGGUCUCGUCUGCGAACGACUCCGACUUCUGUACUAUCGACCGAAGCUUCCUCAACAACACGGGCAGCGAUACUUCCUCUGUUGCCAGUAGCGGUCCCGCAACUCCUGUCACACCUGCAACAGACUCCAAACCGUUCUUCGAUCUGAAGCAGAUGUCCCCCAUGCUUCCUUCGGUCAUGUCACCCAGCCUUGACAUCCCCGCCCUCCCGCAAAGAAGCCCGUCCCAUUCAAAGAAAGCUCAUGUUGAGUUGUCACGAAAGCUAUCUAUUCAACGCCUCUCACCACCUCCCACAAGCAUUACCAAGCCCGCCAUGCGAGACGCUGUUGAGUCUUCCAUGCUGUCUCCUCACCCAUUCGGAAAGGAACUCGCACAGGUCAACGAAGUCGCUGAAGAGUUCGGCGCUACGGCACGGAUCCUGGACGAGGAAGAGCAAGAAAUCCUGAGCAAGGGCCUGCACAAGUUCGGAGUGGAAGACUAUCUCGAUGAGAUCGCAGGCUUGUACGGCGGUAUUUUCGAUGACAAGCUGGGACCAAUGUCCAAUCCGUGGAUCUAA